Molecule: messenger RNA, 2766 nt
Organism: Pocillopora meandrina
Lineage: Eukaryota; Metazoa; Cnidaria; Anthozoa; Scleractinia; Pocilloporidae
Source: the annotation of a GenBank genome assembly
CAUGACAUCACAAUAAUGGCGUCUUCGUCAGUGAUUCCAGCUUGGUUGAUUAAAGCAAAGUCAACCGUCACAAAAACAGAGAAAAAAGAAAUGAAAGACAUAAGUAAUUCAUUAAGUGCUUCCGCUUGCAACGGAGAAAGUGAAAGAGCAAAGGAACAAGAAAUGAAAGACACAAGCACUCCUUCGAUUGCUUCCGAUUGUAACGAAAAAAGCGAAGGAGCUAAGGAACAAGAAAUGAAAGACACUAGUGCUCCUCUAGAUGCAUUCGAUGGCGAGAAAAAAAGCGAAGGAGCAUUAGCUCCUGAUUUAUCAGUAGAACAGAGACGGAAAAACAGACGCGUGGCACGAAGGCGUCAACAGAAACGAAGGAAACUAAGACUUAAGGAAGAAAAGAACGAAAAUAAGGUGCGUAGGUUUGAAAAACUUGUCACGGAGCGGGCUUUAAAAAUGGAAGCCGAUCUUCUGGAAACUAUGGAAGCAGAGAGGAAAAACGCAGCGAAAUAUCUGUCACUUGCGCGGAAAUACUAUGGUAUGUGGAAGGCAACGAACGAAGAACUUCAACUGUUUCGUCAACAUGAGAAAGCAUCGAUCGCUGAAGGGGAUUACUCUACAUCCAAAAAGGUAAAAUUUCGUUUUCAUUUAGUCCUUAAGUCUAUUACUGUUAAACCCAAUCAGAUACACUAAUAAAGGGUAAAAUCUCCGCACAGCCCCAUACUACAUUAUGCAUUCAGUUCUUGGAUAGAGAAAACAACGACAAAAACAAUACAUUGCCCUUGGGAAAACAGAUUUGUUUAACAAUACUAUGGGGCUGUGUGGAAAUUUUACCCUAACAAAGCUCCACUUAAUACACGGAUUUAAGUACACAUGGAAUUGUGUUUGAUAUUCUAUGCAACACAGGAUAUAACAGUUGCAGUUCUAAUGUCAGCUAUUUCUAAUCAAAGUUAAUAGCCAGGAAUAUGUUUGUAUAUCAAAACUGAACAUUCUAAGAUGAUUGUAAUGCUUUACACCUUAACAUCAGCAUGCAUAUUCUCCACACUGUUUUCAAUACUAUUCAUUAGAAAUGAAGGAGAAUUUCUCUAACAAUCAACAGCUUUGUUAGCUUGCAACCACAAUGAUUGAUUCAGUGAUAAUACUCUAGGGAGAAAUUCAAAGAUAGUCACUCUUAGGAGUAAAAGAGUUAAUUCUUCAUCUCACAGAAGCAUAUCUUUACUUUGGUUAUAAUUAAUGUACUCAAGAUGUUGUACACAAGCUCGCCAGAAUAGCAGAAUUGAGAAACUGCUAACACUUUGGUUUGAUAUCAAUUAAGGUCAAUUGUUUCCUAACUAAUCCAUAAAUAUUUCUGGUGUAGAAACCUUUAUUUUGGUAUCCUUUUCUUUAGGUUUCUAUAUUAAAGGAUGAGAACUUAAAAUUUCCUUCACCUGCGGUAAGUUAAUUCAUCAUAUCUACUGAUCAUAGUAAUUGGUGAAAGGUAUGUAAAGUCUGUACUGAAAGCAAGUGGCCUAUUCAGGCAGAGCUUAUCUUGGUUUCUCCAGCAUGAAACAAAUAAUUAAUUUGUCACAUCUACUGAUCAUAGUAAUUAGUGAAAGGUGUGUAAAGUCUGUACUCAAAGCAAAGUGGUCCAUUCAGGCCAAGUUUAUCUCAGUUUCCUUAGUAUGAAGCAACUAGGACUAUUAUUACCCUCCCCUGACAGGAUACCAGUCCAGGGGGUGGUGGGGGUCCAUUUGUGAUAGAGUGUUAGUAGGUUUAUAAUGGUAAUAGGGCUGAGUGGAGUCAAAUUCAGUCUGUAAUCAUUCAAGUGAUUGACAAAGUCACAAAUAGGAUUUCAGACUGAAUUGGAUGAAAAGUGGCACUGGACAAAAAGUCCUGUUACCAGUUAAUCAAAACUAUGACAAAAUUUGACAUCAGUUAAAAGUUUACUUACUAAUAAAAACAUUGUUAACUUGGCAAAUUGCACAACAACAGCAAGUGCCCAUGAGGUGUACUACCAACCCUAAUCAACUGUGCUAUUACUGUAUGAUAACAAGCAUGACAUGCACACUGUCCUAUUAAUGCUCAAAUGAGGCUAGUGAUAACCAACCAUGUUUGAGAAUUUUGUUAUAGUUUUGACUUAUACUAAUAAAAGAUACUGUGGCCUAAAGGUGGGAUUCAAGCCAAAAUUGAGAAGUUUGGACCAUAUUUUUCUGUGUGUCUUGUGGCUAAGUGGGAAGUGGGCUGGAUUCCACUUUCAAGGUUUAGGUUCAAGGCCAGACAGGGUCACUGUCGUCUUCGACAAGACACAUAACUCCCCCAGUGCCACUCUCCACUUAGGAGUUUAAAUUGGUACAGGUGAACUGACUGAGAAAUAAGACAGCUCAUUUUUGAUGGACUGACAUCCAAAAUCACUUCUAAUUUCUUCAAACUAUAAAAACUGUCACUGCCUCUUUCUACCACAAAGUUAAGCAGGCACCAAGUGAGUAGUCUUUGGCCCAAUAACACAACAUAAUGACUCUAGUUAGUGACAGACCAUUUCUAAAGUUAGAAGCUACCAUUGUUUGAAUCCAAUUUUCUUAGUAGAUUUUAUUAACAACUUAAUUAAUAAAAAAAUAAUUUCAAGCUUUUCCCCUAUCUUACUGAAAAAUAGUCAUCUGGAAAAAAUUUAAUUUUGUUUGGUUUCAGACAUCACUGACAUUGGAUGAAAGAUUUUCUGAAUACUCAAACUCUGGUACAUUUAAACUCACUGGGGAAACCUUGAAUAUUAGCAGUGGAGUGUUACCUACACAGCAAUAG